This is a messenger RNA of Lingula anatina, 2952 nucleotides long. RefSeq lists its product as uncharacterized. The record is from RefSeq and is a predicted model, not a curated record. Lineage: Eukaryota; Metazoa; Brachiopoda; Lingulata; Lingulida; Lingulidae. Gene Ontology annotation, molecular function: calcium ion binding.
GUGCGUUCUCGCAACAAAGACCUGAUUCAGGAAACGUUUGUUUGUGAAAUCUGGCCGACACCUGCUGCUAAACCGCAAACACCACUGAGUGGGAUUCAUCCACUCGUAGACACGUAGCUUUAGAAGGUCGGAAAGUCGUUCGCAAUAUUUUGAGGAAGAAGCCGCUCGGAUGCCGUACAUUCAGAAGAUGUGUUUGUCUUCUGUUUCUGUUGUUUUUGUUUCUCUAACAGUUGCUUGUGUUUUCUCGUUUGCUUUGGCAGACGCGCAGUUUCCAAGUGGACCCCAUGUGUGUCGUUCUCAGACCCCUGAAUCUCCAUGUUGCCCAGGGUGGUCCCAGAUCUACUCCAAGGGACCCUGUGUGAUGCGGGGCAGUGCUGCAGCAGCCAUUUUGGCCACAGGCUCCUGGGAUAUCAUCAGUACAGUCUGUGCCCUGUGUGUCUACAGUAAGCUGUAACCUGCCUUGGCCCUGGCAGGUUUUCUCUAAUGGUGGUCAGAAAACACAAACCCCAGGUAAACCACAAAGACCUGACACCUCAAGUCAGCCAUGUAAGGGUGGGAACUGUGGCAGCAAUGUACCGCAGGGACCUCUACAACCAAGACAGCCUACACCCCAAGUUGUACGUCAGCCUCGUCCCCAGUCUCGCCAGCCAGUGAGAACGACCACAACAACACCAGCUCCGCCACAGUUCCAAAGUCGUCCCCAGGCACCAAAUGUGGUGUGUCCUCGAGGAUGGGUGAUGAGAGGAGGUCGUUGUGAGCAGCGUCGCCAUGGGAGACCAGAAAGGCCGACCAGUAGGGAGUGCAGUCCACAGUGCGCCAAUGGAGGUUCCUGUGUAGACGGCAGAUGUGUGUGUCGACCUGGGGUGACUGGAAAGACUUGUAAAACAGAUAUCAAUGAGUGUGAGGAGAGGCGUGGGUAUUGUCAGUACCAGUGUCGUAACACAUUUGGCAGCUUCAUGUGCACGUGCCCCUCUGGUUACACUCUCAAUGCUGACAGGAGAUCCUGCAAACCUAUUGGUUGCAUGCCAGACUGUAUGAAUGGUGGAACUUGCAGACAGGGACGCUGUUACUGUAGACCAGGAUUUAGAGGAGACAGCUGUCAAGAUGACAUUGAUGAAUGUAAGGACCAUGGUGACAACCUGUGUGAGAGUAUCUGCAGGAACACAUAUGGAAGUUACGUGUGUUUGUGUCCUCCAGGAGCCAGACUCAACUCUGACAAAAGGACAUGCUCCAACUCGGCUUGUAGCCCUCGUUGUCAGAACAAUGGCGUCUGUGUCAAUCAUCGCUGUCUCUGUAAACCUGGUUACCAUGGCAGAACGUGCCAAUUAGAUGUGAAUGAAUGUGAUCACUUCCGGCCCUGCAGUCACAAUUGUACCAACAUUGUAGGGAGUUUUAAGUGCUACUGCCCUGGAAAUCUUGUACUCGAUUACGAUCAUCGCACGUGCGUACGACCAGAGACGGCCAUUCCCGGGUCUGCCGUACUUCGUUCACAGCCCACCGGUGUCGCCUCUUGGCGGGAUGAUGAUAAAGAUAAAGAUAGGGUUGACUCCGACGUUGUAGAUUCCUCAGUCGACAAUCCAAAAGAGAGCAAAGUCUUGACAACACCAGUAUCUCCAUUGUUCCCAUAUCUUGACGAUGUUGAUUCUAAACCUAACGCUUUUGUGAAUAAAGACGGCAAACUUAUUGAUGUCAUAAACCACAGAGGCAUGAAGUUUAUGAAAGUGCACAUGGAUGAUAAAUCAAACCCGCAGGAGAAAUUCACUGAGCUCAAGAGUGAUUUUACAUCUGGCAUAUCACUGCCAACCAAGCAGCAAGCUCCUCAGGCUCUCGUUCCUCCUCUGAAUGUGGGUCUUCCAACCAAUCAGGGACAGGGAUUUGAUACUGUGCGGCGAGGUUAUGAUGACAGGGGACCAGAGCGUGGAGACAUCAGCCCUGAAGAACACUAUGGUUUCCAAGACUUCUGGAGGCAAACUCAGCCUACCAACCUAAAAACUGGCGAUUCAGAACAGUCACAAAAUGGCCAACAAAAUCAUAAUGGUGGCCCACCUCCCAGUAACUUGCCCACUAUAGUUAAAUCUCAAGGAAACAUGUUCAAACCACCAUUUUCGAAAUCGACUCACAUAGAUGAACACGAUGGCUCCGUGAUGACCAAAGAAGACAUGGGUGACGAGACAGUUAUAAAGCGUGUCAUUCCCGGCCAGGCUGUUAUCACCUAUAAGAUAAUACGUGAAGGAGAUGUGGAGGUGGAGUAUGUUGAUAAGGACAGAGGUCCUGGUAAUGUGCUGCCUCCUGGUGGUGAUAUAUAGCGCAUAGAAUAUAUAUAGAUCUCAUGAUCGUCAGAUAUCGUAGACAAAACACCAUUUCAUAGUUGCCCAAAAUAAUUUAUCAGAAGAUGUUAUUUUAUUGUUUAAAAGCGGCACGUACAAACCAGAUUGUAAGAAUAAUUUUUACUUAAAAGCUCCAUGUGGUGAAACGUGCCCCUUUUGGUCUUUUUGAUAAAUUGUUAUAAUAUGCUCAGUUAGUUGCGCAUUAGAGAUGAAAGUAGCUAUUAAAAUGGGAUGAAGUAAUUCCUGACAAUGGUUUUGUCUGCAUGCCUGACAUAAUUUCAUUAAUACCAGCUUCACAUGUUCCAUUUUCAACACGUUUUUCUGGGUUGCAUUUUGGACUAAACUUCGGGACGGGAUGAAAUGUUUCCGUAUCUUUAAGUCUACAUACAUGAUCUCGAAUUUAGAUGGUGCGUCUUUUUAAUAUACAUAUAUACUGAAUAGAUAUUUUAAUCGGUUGUAAAAAUACAGGUUAAGAGAAAACUAGUUUUAUAAGUAGGUGUAUUGUUUGUCCAGUAGUACGUAUUAUACAUUGCAUGUAUAGUCCUAUACACACGUAUGUCUUUGGGCAUUGCGUCACUUAUUAAUAUAGAUUGUGUAAAAGUAUAAAAUAAUAAUUUUAGAAUAA